Molecule: messenger RNA, 939 nt
Organism: Zasmidium cellare ATCC 36951
Lineage: Eukaryota; Fungi; Ascomycota; Dothideomycetes; Mycosphaerellales; Mycosphaerellaceae
Exons: 1
Coding region: 1-939 (312 amino acids)
Molecular function (GO): protein binding
Source: RefSeq, a predicted model, not a curated record
AUGUCCAGCACACGCGAGCGACGACUCUCCGACACGGACCGCGUGACUAGCGCACUCCGCCGACUCAGCAUCAGCGACAAUGAUCGCUCGCCCAGCAAUUCCGAACGCCACACAAGCGCGGAGCAAGCCAAGCCUGCUUCAUCACGUCCAUUGAAGCAGCAUCAAUGCACAUCAGAGGAAUGUGCUGCUCUCACCCUCUUCGACACGACCGAGCUUCUGGAGAUCGUCCUCGACUUCCUCGAUACCGACAGUGUGCUCCAUCUCCGACGCACAAGCAGAAAAUGGAACGACACAGUCCGAGGGUCGCCAACCCUCCGCCUCCAUACCUUCGUCCAUCCACAAUGGGACCGCCUUGCGGCCGACUUCCAGCUUCUCGACCUCAAGCUAUCGGGCUUUUCGGUCGAUCCGGGCGAUGAUCUCGAGCUGGGCAAAUGGAUCCACGUGUCCAUGAGCAACGCCGUCGCCCGUCGGAUCUGCCCUGACGUCUCAUUUGGCCGCCGAGUCCGAUCUCGUUCCAUCUUUGAGGGGAUGCGUGGAGGUCUCGGUCGUCGGCGAUGGAAGAAAAGCGAAGACUCGUGGCCUGCCAAAGCACCGACGGCUGAAGAGCAGCACGGCUUCCUCAAGUACGAGACUUUGCAGGUUAUGCAACCACCGAUCUUAGGAAUGCAAGCCUACCUCAUCGAUCCAACGCCUUUCGCUGGCCCUUCUCAGGCGACCCAAGAGCCGCCAGAACCAGUCGCCUGCGCAAAGCUCCAUUGCGAUGCCGGUAUCACUCUCGGCUUCUUGGCCGAGACCACGCAGUCUCUGCUCAUGGACACUAAGAACUCAUCAAACCCGGACAGUAGAACGGUUCUCUACAAGGCGAUUGUCUCAUUCACGACACCUAACAGCACGACGCGGCGACGUGGUACCGCGCGCAGUGUCACUCGCUUUGAUUGA